GAUGUACAUGUGAGACUGCCCGAGGUGGGGUACAAGGUAUUCUUAUAAAUAGGUAACAGAUAUUCUCGUUAGCUACAACAAAUGAUCAAGCGUCUGGUUGAACAAGACUAGGCAACAGACAGCCGAAACGAUUACACGACACCAUUCACGGCAUGGCAGAACUUGACUCGUUACUCCAACAAAAGAGUGGGUACGAUGUGGGACCAUUCCGUACGUACGUACGACCUGUACUGGCUGAGUUUGUAGGUACGACACUGUUUGUUUUCAUUGGCGUGCUGUCCGUACAGUCCGGUAAUCUGGCCUCUAUAGGCCUGGCGCAUGGACUGACCAUCGCGCUCCUCAUCAUGGGCCUCGGCAAAAUCAGCGGUGGACACUUUAACCCUGCUGUGUCCCUGGGAGUGUGUCUGUCGGGCGGUAUCACGGUCGUCCUCACAGUAGCCUACAUCGUGGCUCAGAUCCUUGGGGGAAUGAUUGGGGCAGCAUUCGUUAGGGCUAUACUUGAGGACAAAAUGUACAACGCCAUAGAUGGAGGAGCACAUAUCCCUAGCAUAGACGCCGGCUGGGCCGUAUUCGGGGAAAUUAUCCUAACAACAAUCCUCGUCCUCUCCGUCCUCAUGAACGCUGUAAACGAUGAAACAAAGAACGAGUUCGCCCCUUUCGCAAUAGGAUUUGCUGUAGCGGUAGACAUAAUGGCAGCGGGUAGUACGACCGGCGCAUCCAUGAAUCCGGCCCGAAGUUUCGGACCGGCAGUGGCAGCCUCGGCUGUCAUCAUGAAGAACCCGUGGCCCUACCACUACGUGUACUGGGUGGGACCCGCAGUGGGUGCAAUGCUAGCAGCCAUCUUGCAUAGAAUUUUCAAGCGGUAGACACUGAAAUGUGAUGUGUAAAAAUCGUCGGUGUUCAGCAUACAGUGCAAACCGCUCAGUUCGUAUGAUGAACAGGGUUUGGAGAGCAUCACUACAUACACAGUGGCAGUGGACAGUAAAGCCCGAAAGGCAUAGACCAAUUCAACGAGAAUCCAUAUAUGGCCACCCAGGGCGAUAGCAGAACUUCUAAUCGCAUUUAGCCAUGCUAAGAAACCUGUUGUGUUUAAGCCAAAAUUGCCAUUGCCACUUGUAUUUUUCUGUAUAUGUAUCUUGGUCAAUGGAUAUGUAAUGUGAAGAUGAUUGUCUACCAGCUUUAAACCGUCUACAAUAGUAUGCACACCGAUCUGUUUUGGACCUAUCCUAAUAAGCCAAUAAUUGCAUAUACUAGAAGAGAGGAAAGAAUCCCAAUGUCUAAAUAUGGCCAAACCUAAAUUAAUCCAUGGAUAAUUUUGCUUCCAAUAGCAUUCUCUUAUACUCCCCCUUACACAGGAAUCAUAUACAUUCUAAGUGAGUGUAAGGAACGAAUCAUCUGGGUAGAUAUCGGAACAUUUCUACUUUGUUCGGGACGCUUUGUGGUUUACCGUUAACGCCAGGAAGACAUGAGAGAUUUAACGAAUGAGAAUUUUAUAUAUUUCCUCUGCAUUACAUUAACAUUUAGUCGCAUGUUGUGGUGACGUCGACAUUAUGAACACACAUCAAGGUAUGUCCAAACACAUACCCUGUAGUUUGAUCUGAUAUCUUUGUGCAUGAUGCUAGUACCAAUCAUGUAAGAAGAUUGAUAUUUUACAUUAAAUAUAUUGUUAUGUAUUCCAUAUUGUUCAUAGUUUAUAUGAAGUUUUAAAUAAAAUAUUUUGAUGCAUA
Molecule: messenger RNA, 1727 nt
Organism: Mizuhopecten yessoensis (Yesso scallop)
Lineage: Eukaryota; Metazoa; Mollusca; Bivalvia; Pectinida; Pectinidae
Product: aquaporin-8-like
Exons: 5
Coding region: 153-866 (237 amino acids)
Biological process (GO): transmembrane transport
Cellular component (GO): plasma membrane
Molecular function (GO): water channel activity
Source: RefSeq, a predicted model, not a curated record